AUGAUGGAUAACCCGGUCGUGGGUGGCCUUCUGCUUAUUCUUGGUGCAAUUUACGGUUUCCUACUCAACCUCUUGUCUUGGUUAUUCGCGCUUCUUUACUUGCUGGUGAGCCCCUUGCUCUACCUUUUGCAUGGCCUCCUCAAAGUAGCUUUAUUCCCACUCCAAAUCUUGAUCAAAUUUGAGGCAUUUCUAUAUUUUGUGACAGGAGCGGUGAUUACAGGAGUCACUGUGGGCCUGUUCCUACACUUUACUGGAGAUGCUUUGUCCGAGCUCCUUCGGCUACAGUCGAGCCCGUCUCCAUCACCAAAGGAUGAACCAGCUCUGAAGACAGAGCCCAUAGAUUGGCAGUCAAAAUGGGAUCAUCAACUAUUGUCUUCAACGAUCCCAGAAGAGGAAGAGAAUAGCUCGGCGUGA
Penicillium longicatenatum is the source of this 414-nucleotide messenger RNA. RefSeq lists its product as uncharacterized. NCBI's taxonomy places the organism in Eukaryota, Fungi, Ascomycota, Eurotiomycetes, Eurotiales, Aspergillaceae. The record is from RefSeq and is a predicted model, not a curated record. The transcript has 2 exons. Bases 1 to 414 code for a protein of 137 amino acids.